Molecule: messenger RNA, 1653 nt
Organism: Cyanidioschyzon merolae strain 10D
Lineage: Eukaryota; Rhodophyta; Bangiophyceae; Cyanidiales; Cyanidiaceae
Product: adenylosuccinate lyase
Exons: 1
Coding region: 1-1653 (550 amino acids)
Biological process (GO): 'de novo' AMP biosynthetic process
Cellular component (GO): cytosol
Molecular function (GO): N6-(1,2-dicarboxyethyl)AMP AMP-lyase (fumarate-forming) activity; (S)-2-(5-amino-1-(5-phospho-D-ribosyl)imidazole-4-carboxamido) succinate lyase (fumarate-forming) activity
Source: RefSeq, a predicted model, not a curated record
AUGCUGACGCUCGCUUUUGCGUUUUCCGCUGCUCCGAGUUUUACAAGUCUACGAAAAAGUAGUCAUCGGGGAGAAAUUGUCGCGAGGCGCAGAAAAGGGGCAGCUUUCCGAUCGGUAGCGCUGCAACGCUGUGUUCAUAGCGUCAUGUCGGCGAACGAAGCGCAAAAGUCUCAGUUUAACGCAACUGGCCCAACAUAUGUAUCCCCACUCUCCACGCGAUAUGCUUCAGCCGCAAUGCGCGAGACCUUUUCGGACGUGUACCGCUUUCGCCUGUGGCGAAAACUGUGGUACGUCCUCGCUGACUGUGAGCGCUCCCUGGGUCUUCAGAUAACCUCCGAACAGGUUGAGGCCCUGCGCAAAGCCGCAGAAGAUGAUUUUCCGAUUCCACUUGAGGCAGCCGCCGCUUAUGAGGCAAAGCUUCGCCACGACGUUAUGGCCCACGUCCACGCGCUUGGUGAUCAGGUACCGGUCGCGCGACCCAUUAUCCACCUAGGGGCUACGUCGUGCUAUGUCACCGACAAUUCUGAGCUUCUACAGCAAAGACGCGGACUGACGUUGCUCCAUCGUAUGCUCUGGCUUUGUAUUGGAGAGCUCGCCCAGUUUGCGGAGCGAUACCGCGAGCUGCCGACCCUCUCCUACACGCAUUUCCAGCCGGCACAACCCACAACCGUGGGCAAGCGAGCAUGUCUAUGGAUUCAGGAUUUCCUGAUGGACGCACACCAGGUCGAGCGCAUGCUGAAUGAGAUCAAGUUCAGGGGUGUGAAAGGAACCACCGGAACCCAGGCAUCUUUCCUGGCGCUGUUCGACGGCGAGCACGAGCGUGUGCGGCAGCUCGAUCGACUCGUCACAGAGCGAAUGGGUUUCGCAGCGAGCUUCGCUGUCACCGGUCAGACGUAUUCUCGCAAACAGGACUUUUUCGUCUUGGCAGUUUUAGCUGGAAUCGGACAGUCGGCGGCCAAAAUGGCGAACGACAUUCGACUUCUGCAGCAUCUCAAGGAGGUCGAGGAGCCGUACGAGGAGCACCAAAUCGGGAGCUCAGCGAUGGCCUACAAACGAAAUCCGAUGCGCUCGGAACGGAUCAAUGGUCUUGCUCGUUUCCUGCAAACGCUUGUGUUGAAUCCCGCCGAAACAGCCUCGACGCAGUGGUUGGAGCGCACCCUGGACGACUCGGCGAAUCGGCGACUUGCGAUCAGUGAGGCGUUUCUGACAACGGAUGCGAUCCUUCAGCUGGUGCUCAACAUAAGUCGUGGCCUGGUUGUGCAUCCUCGGGUAGUAGAGCGCAAUCUGCUUCAAGAACUUCCUUUCAUGGCGACGGAAAAUAUUCUUAUGGCCGCAGUUCGCGCCGGGCAAGACCGCCAAACCAUGCAUGAAGCGAUUCGGCAGCAUAGCGUAGCCGCAGCUGCACGCGUGAAGGACCAAGGGCUUGACAAUGACCUUCUGGAACGUCUCAGAAACGAUGAUCGUUUCGCUUGUAUUAGGGAUCAAAUAGACUCGCUUUGUAGCGGCUCUGAAUUCGUGGGCCGUGCGCCCCAACAAGUCGAUGAAUUUUUGCACGAAUGCGUGUAUCCGUAUCUAGACGAGUAUCGCAGUCGGUAUGCUGAAGCCGACAACAAUCAUUCACCGUUGAGUAUGGCCGGAGUUCUUCGCGUUUAA